This is a messenger RNA of Suillus clintonianus, 722 nucleotides long. Its product is annotated as diaminohydroxyphosphoribosylamino-pyrimidine deaminase. The record is from RefSeq and is a predicted model, not a curated record. NCBI's taxonomy places the organism in Eukaryota, Fungi, Basidiomycota, Agaricomycetes, Boletales, Suillaceae. Gene Ontology annotation, molecular function: diaminohydroxyphosphoribosylaminopyrimidine deaminase activity. The transcript has 4 exons. Bases 88 to 639 code for a protein of 183 amino acids.
UACCAAGAAUCAGUGAUGCCGACAGCAUGCCCCAGCCGGUUUCGGGCCUCCAGGAGUAAGUAAGCACUCAUUCGUCGCAUAUCACACAUGACGCCGACGUCUAAACCACAGACUUCAGAUGAGCACGAGCACGAUUCGUUCGUGCGUCAGGCAUUAGAGCAGGCUGCGUUAUGCGAACCUGUACCGACAGCAUUCUGUGUAGGAUGCGUCCUUGUGGCACGUUUGCUAAACUCGGAACCAAUCGUGUUGUCGAAGGGUUUUUCGAGGGAAUUGCCAGGGAACACUCAUGCCGAGGCAAACGCUUUGGCCAAGGUUGAAAGUCUCUCUUCCACGCAGCUGCAAUCUCUCGUUUCCCCAUGGCCAUGGGAAGCGGUGCCUGCCAUAGAAGACCUUCUUCGCCUAGUAGACGUUUAUACAACGCUUGAACCAUGCUCAGUCAGAACAUCAGGCCUGGCUGCCUGCGCUGACGCCCUCAUUCGCGCCAGGAUCAAACGUUGCAUCAUAGGUGUACGAGAGCCAGAUGACUUUGUCAAAUGUGAGGGUGCACAGAAGAUGAAAGAUGCCGGUAUCGAGGUUAUAUGGUACGGCGGCUUAGAGCAAGAGUGCUUGGACGCUGCCCGCAGGGGUCGUCCCAUCUAGACUGAGCACUCUCCCAACAACCUCCGACUAUCUCUGACCAGUAGUCAAUAACUUUCCUGGCGAGCUGGAUAUCCAUGAUAGCU